Molecule: messenger RNA, 369 nt
Organism: Spinacia oleracea (spinach)
Lineage: Eukaryota; Viridiplantae; Streptophyta; Magnoliopsida; Caryophyllales; Amaranthaceae
Exons: 2
Coding region: 1-369 (122 amino acids)
Source: RefSeq, a predicted model, not a curated record
AUGAAAGAGAAUGGUAUAUAUGUUAUUCAUGUAAGAGCGCAAGAGCGAGCACCCCACGGCCUUGCUUACCAGUACCCAUCAGCGUUGUCUCCUAGAGCGUAUGACUUCUUUCACCCUAACGCUCAUAGAGACUCCUGUACUAAAUCAAACUGUGCACCAAUUCCAUUAGCAGCUCAAGUGCAUGAAGCACAAUCAGAAGCAGCAGCAGCAGCAGCAGCACCACGUACAACUACUCUUGGUGCGGGUAUGAUUGCCGGUCCUGCUUUUGCAGCCAUUAUCAUUCUUUGCCUCGCAAUGGGCAUCUACUACGUCGCAAAGACUCGUUACACAAAUCUCAAUCGUACUAAAUCAGUUCAACCAGAUGUUUAA